GUUACUUUCAUGCUUAUUUUGUGGAACGCUUCUGCGGUAUUUUGCCUAUAAUAAAUGCGAAAUAUUUACUUAUUUUACAGGCAUCAAAAUUUAAAGUAGCCUCAAGAGACCUUUUUAGCUUGCGAUUAAUAAGGUGCACAAGGAACUUUCAGUACGGUCCAAAACUUAAAGCUAACAUGUAAGGAGUACUGCGUAUUUAUCAGCGAUAAUAAGUCUCAUUUAUUUGUCAAAGCUAUCUGGGCCUUUGGGACCCUUUUUUACAGAAGAGUCUUGGAUUUAAUGCGUAGUGGAAUUAACAGGAACUUUGAGCUGAUUCAAGUAAUCGGAAUGUCAGGCUGACUAGUUGAUUUAUAUAAGAAUUUAGCUUUGAACGUUAACCGCGACAAUCAUUAGCAUUCACCGGAUAUGACUACUGUCCCACGUUUUGGAGCAGAAAGUAACAGUAUUAUUGUAUGUCCAAACUGUUUCAGAAAAACCAACCGACUUAGCGUAAUCCAACUUCAUUUCAGGAUCUUGACGAUAAUAUUUUUUGAAGAAUAAUAAACUGAAACCUGGACAGCCAAAUUACGGUUGAUGAGUUCACUCCCAUGUAAUGCCAUUCUGUUUCUACAUUGUUUUCUCCAGUCAGUAAACAUGUUUAAGUGGAAUGUAGGCUUCCUACCUUACUUUUUGCGUAGAUAUCUAAUAAAGUAGGGGACUAUGGAAUGUAUCUUAUCAAGCAGUAAGUCUCAUCCAUAAACACUUCUAUACGUUCUGGUGAACUCACUAUUCUAGGAAACAUAAAACGACAUAUUCAGGUAGGUUUUCAUAAUACAUAGGCUUUAACGUUCUAGGGAUUAACUUUUUUUCAGUUUUUUAAACUGGAUCCAUAGCCUACUGUCGUAGACGGGGCUGGCUGCUUUGUUACGGCACUUACGUCGUUAAAAGGUACUUACUGUACAUUAAAGUAAAUGAAUACGUCAUGUAUUCUCUAAAGAGUCCCAUAAUCCUGUAGCUUCCAAUUUUCGUCAGUUCUAGCAUGUUAUGUCCAACCACAGAAUCCAGGGUCUGAAUCAAAAAGGUAUUACAAGAUGCUAGGCUGUUAGAGUAUCUGCAAAUGUAACUCACCUACCAUUGUGGGUCUGUUUCUCAAACCAAAAAUUCAUAUUGCUGUGUACUUAGUCCUUCUGUUUGACUUCCCCAAUUUGAGUGAUAGGAACAAAAGUAACCCAUAUCUCGUUAGUUUCAAGUCAAGUACCAACAGUUUAAUUAUAUCUCAAGGCAGAGUACUCUUGUACUUGGUCACUAAGUUGUGCUAGCUAUCGCCGAUUUAAUAGCAUCUUCUCAUAACAGGUCUCCACCGUUCUUAUGGUCAGAAAACAAAAAAAAUUACUGAAACAGCAAUCAACUUAUGAUUAUAACAAUGGUUUGUAUUUUUUCAAACCAUAAAACUUAAUAUUUUGAGUUAUCUGUUAGUAAUAUCCUAAAAAUCUCUCGUUACUAGUCAUUAUUUCCACAUCUGUUAACGGUGUAUACUAUUAUGCAAAUGUACUGACUAUUACUUAUCGAUAAUACCCUAACCUUCUAAAUUCUGUCUCUUUAUUAUAUUUGCAUUAAACUACUAUAUAUUUCCCAUUGUAUUUCCCGUCCAUUAAAAUGUAUCUAAUAUUUUUUGGCACAAAUAAAGUUCUUUACAUCCAUUAACUCAUCUAAAAUAGGCUUUUCAAGAUUAUCUGUCAUCAGCUUUAAAGCAGUUCAUUUUGACUCGGUCGUAUACAACAUAGGACUUAGCACAAAUAAGCAGUGGCUUUAGAUUCCGUACUAUAUCAUCACGGUGAGACAGAGUUGGCAAGAUGAAUCCCAAAGGGGUUCUAAUAAUAAUACUAGUAUUAGUGGUAGCAAGAAAGGUUAGACACUGGCGAGUACGAUUUAAAAAGAAGGGAUAAACUUGAGACGUAAGAAAGAGAGAACCUCGACUAGAUGAUCUGCAUCUAUCUAAAUGGGCUAGUCCAAUAAUGAAUGACUAUCUAGAUUGGUACCAUGUCUUGGUUUGGCCAUCUUUAGUUUUCUCCCAACCCAUUCUUACCCUAGCCCACAUUUUGCAGUGAAAUAGUCGGUGGUUGGCCUACACAACAAGUACUCAAGCUAGCCCAACAUAUUUGUCAUCACUGUUUAGUGAUCUGUCCCUAAACUCAUUACUUUCAAUUCAUUUUUAUCACAAAAUGCGAUUAAUUCUUCGAAAAGCAUUUAAAUUUUCAAAGCGAGAGCAAAUUGACUUAUUUUUUGCAGAGAUGGAUUAAUUAAUCUAAAGACUGAUACACAAAAAUCCACUUAUCAUAUCUAUUUUUAUUAUGUUUGUGGUCGACCAACUUUUCAAUUAUGUACAAGUCGGCCCAUUCUCUUUACCACCGAAUGAUGUUAAUCUUUGUUCUUUUUAUCUUACUCAGAUGUCGUUUCGUGACUCAGUAGAUUAUGUGUCCCAAGAUCGUAUCAGUCAACUUGCUCGUACUUAUUGGAUUACAACACCAGGGUCAUUAAAAAAUAGCCAUUCAUCAGCAUGUCCAACAAACAAAUACAAACCUUUUCAAUCAAGUGUGAUGGAACGGAUUUAUCGUCAGGAAUUGCUGGCCUCUGGAUUUUCACAUCGCCGAUGUCUAGCUCUUGAAUUGAAUCAGUACUUAGAGCAAUGGCUUUGGCCACAUUUUGAACCAGAUAUUAGCAGCCGUGCCCAUGUUUUAUCAAUCUGUGCAAUGGUUAAUGAAAAAGCCCGUGGUCGUGUCCCGAUAUGGCCGACUUUUGUAGCUACAGCGGAUAAAUUUAGUGGACUUAUUCAUCGUGUACUGCAUAUUCUACUUGAUGAAUCUCCACAGAUAUUAACGGUUAAUCCACUACUCACUGAGAUCAACACAAAGUCUAAAGAUGAUGAUAAUGAUGAGAAAGACAAACACCAAACGUCUGACGAAUCAUCAAAUCCAGUACAACAGAAAAAAUGUAUUCUGGAGCAUAUAGUUCUUAUUAUUUUCUUAUCACAUUGUUUUACGAAUUUGGCUGAAGUUGGUGUAUUACGACGUAGUCUUCGUGAAUUAUAUAGUUUAGCUAUUUGGCAAGAUCAUCUUCAACCGACUCGUUUAAGUCUUGAACUAAAAUCACAUCCACGAUAUGCUCGCUUAUUAAAAAAACUACAGAAAUAUCGUGAUACAAAAGUUUCCCCCACUGAACGAGAUAAUAUGGUAUUUCAACAUUCAUUUAUUCCACGAAUUUUGGAUGUGUUUUUAACUUUGUUAAAUUCAAUACCUGAAAAGGAUGAAGAUAAGCCUAUAGAACCUUUGUUGAUUCACUACUUAGAACGUUUCAUUUUAUUGUUAAUCGAUUUGGAAAGUAUGCUGCUUACACGUCGAAUACUAAAUGUUGUUCUCGACGACAGACACAUUGUUGUAUAUUGUCAGAAAUCUGCACUUAUCAAACGUCCAGAUGGGAAGUUAUUUUCAGAACUAGUUGAUUUGUUAGCCUUUUACGCUCAUUUUCAUAUUGAUGAAAGUACUGGCGAACCAUUGGAUGAAGCGGAAAUGGAUAAAAGACACUGUGCUAAGCUAAGUAAUUUACAAUUGAAAACAUUUGCAUCGCAUAAAGAUAAACUUCUACCAUUCUCUGUCUCACAUCCUGCGGGAAUUGAAACUGCACAAUUAUUACGUAAACAUUUAUCAGUGUUAGACAGAGAUCAACUUUAUCAACUAGCUUCAUGUUUUGGUCUUGUUACAUUGAAAAAAGAAUCUAGUCAAAAUAAUGAAGAAAAUAAGAUUGAUGAUGAUAAUGAUGGUCAAUUACCACCUGCAAAACGAAUUCGUUCAAAUGAUCAAGAUAUAGAAGAGUUUAAUUUAAGCUGUCUUAGAGAUAAAUUGGAAGCUAAAUUUAUGGAUAAAGAUUUGAUAAUUCGAAUUUUAAUUCAUCAUUUUGCUCGUCGUCAAUCUGAAUUGGAAUAUAUCAACAGUUUAUCAUUAUAUCCUACGGAAGAUUUAAUUUGGGAUGAGAAUCGCGUCCCAACGGAAUACUAUUCUGGUGAAAAUUGUUUAGCAUUACCAAAAUUAGGCUUACAAUUUUUAACUUUACAAGAUUACUUACUAAGAAAUUUCAAUUUAUUUCGUUUAGAGUCAACUUAUGAAAUCCGACAAGAUAUUGAAGAUGCUAUUAUUCGUUUGAAAGCAUGGCGUGGUGAAUUUGAUCAAGCCGUCUUUGAUGGUUGGUCAAGAAUGGCUUUACCAAUACAAGCAUUUAAUAUUGUUGAAGUAGCUAAACCAGAUUUAGGUGCAAAACAUCCAGCACGUGUACGUGCUGAUGUACGUGUAGCGCUUGCUGGUCUUCGUCCAGAGAUUCGUAAAGAAUGGCUUGGUUUACGACGUCAUGACCCAGUGUUUCUAGUAACAAUACGACCUACUAAACAACAAGGAUGGAAAUUUAAUAUGAAUGAACCGUUUGCAUCACAAGUUGGUCUACAUUAUGUUCGUGGUUGUGAAAUUGAAGGUCAAGUUGAUAAGGAAGGUAAACUAGUACCGGAUGAAGAACGUUUAGGCUUUUUACCAUUGAAAGGAGAAAAGCCCAACUUAGUUGAUACUUUACCAACAUGGCGUGUACGCUUAGAUCCUGUACAAUAUCAAACAGAUUUAGACCAUUUAAAAACUGAACAAAUGCGUGCUGAAGUGUUACGAUCAAAAGUGAUUCGAGCAAAACGUGAAGGACGUACUACCGAAGAAAUCCAAGCAUUACAGGCACAAGUUGAUGAAGCUGAACAAGUUUCACCAGAAGAUUUAUAUGAUACAUUCAAUGUUUUAAUUAGACGAAAACCAAAAGAAAAUAAUUUCAAAGCUGUCUUAGAAACUAUAAGGGAUCUUAUGAAUAUUCGAUCCGUUGUCCCUGAAUGGUUAUUAGAUUUAUUGAUGGGUUAUCUUGAUCCUGCCGCUGCACAUUAUACACAUCGUUCAGAUGUAUAUGAACCGCGACAAAAUUGGCUGGAUACAUUUUUAUCACCAGAACAUUUAAAACACUCAUUAUCUCAGUAUAAUGUACAGUUUACAGAUAAACGUCAAAGUCGUAAAUGGAAGUCUAGUUGUCAGACUGAAAUGUCAGAUAUAACUGAUCCCACAGAUCAUCUACCUGGACCACCUUAUCGUCUUAUUUUUCCAAAAUUAGAAAAUGAUCCAACUGCAAAAGUCGAAGCAAUGAUCCCAUCAGAUAUGAUUAUUCAGAAGCAUUCAACUAGUAGCGCUAAUGUAGAUACUUCUAACAAUCAGUCUGGAAAUGAUGAAAAACCAACUUUGAUUGCUGAAGCUUACGAUCCACCUUUACAGCCGCCUUGGAGUUUACUUGCUCAGGCUGGAGGUCAUCUGCCUAAUGGCCUCUCAUCCAUGAAUUCUAAACUUGGCAACAAAGUCCCAUUCACACCAGCACAAGUAGAAGCUAUUCGAUCUGGUAUGCAAUGUGGUCUAACUUUGGUAGUCGGUCCGCCUGGUACUGGGAAAACAGAUGUAGCUGUACAAAUUAUUCAUAAUUUAUAUCAUAAUUACCCUAAUCAACGCAUUCUUAUUGUAACUCAUUCAAAUCAAGCAUUAAAUCAAUUAUUCGAGAAAAUUAUCGCUUUAGAUGUUGAUGAACGUCAUCUUUUACGUUUGGGUCAUGGAGAAGAAGGUUUAGACACUGAUAAAGACUUUUCACGUUAUGGUCGAGUUGAUUAUAUUUUAGCUAAACGUAUACAUCUUUUACAAGAAGUGACACGUUUAGCGAAAACAUUAAAUCCAUCAUCAGCUAUUCCACAAUUAUCUACCGAUCACCUGCCUGAUUCCGAUUUAUCUGAUUCAACAAAUAGUUUUCAUUUACAAACUUGUGAAACUGCUCAAUAUUUUUAUAUUCAAGAAGUUUUAUCACGUUGGGAAGAUUUUAUUAGUAAGAUAGCUGCAAGUGAUACAUCACACCAUUUAAUGAGCAAUACAAAUCCAAGAAAUCAAUCAAUGACAGAAGAGAACACAGAAAAAGAUGUUGUGAUUUAUGAUCCGAAUUUAAUUCGAAAUAGUUUUCCGUUUACAGAAUUUUUCACUGGUCAAAAAACUCCAUCCAAUGAAGUAAUGAGUCAAUUGUUUCCGGGUCAAAAUCUCUUGGAAGAUGUUGCUUUAGCACAUGCCUAUUUUCGUUAUCUUCAUUCUAUAUUUACUCAACUAGAUGAAUUUCGUGCUUUUGAAUUAAUGCGUACCGGAACAGAACGUGCCAAUUAUCUUUUAAUCCAAGAAGCAAAAAUUAUUGCAAUGACAUGUACACAUGCUGCAUUACGUCGAAGAGAUUUAGUUCAACUAGGAUUUACAUAUGAUACAAUUUUAAUGGAAGAAGCAGCACAAAUAUUAGAAAUUGAAACAUUUAUUCCACUACUUUUACAAAAUCCUGAUAUAUCCGGUAGAAAUCGAUUAAAACGUUGGAUUAUGAUUGGUGACCAUCAUCAGUUACCACCAGUUGUUAAAAAUCAAGCAUUUAAUAAUUAUUCGAAUAUGGGUCAAUCAUUAUUUGCACGUUUAGUGAAACUUGGUGUACCAACUGUACAAUUAGAUGCACAAGGUCGAGCUAGACCAUCACUUUCACGUUUAUAUAGUUGGCGAUAUGAUCGAUUAACUGAUUUACCGCAUACAUUGAAUGAAGUACAAUAUUGUCUGGCAAAUCCAGGCUUUAGAUACGAUGUACAGUUAAUAAAUGUUGAAGAUUACAAAGGUAUCGGCGAAUCUGAACCCAGUCCAUUCUUCUAUCAAAAUUUAGCAGAAGCUGAAUACGUUGUUGCAGUCUACAUGUAUAUGCGUAUAUUAGGUUAUCCAGCUGAAAAAAUCACAAUACUCACUACUUACAAUGGUCAAAAACAUUUGAUUCGUGAUGUUAUAGCUGCUCGUUGUGCACAAAAUCCUUUAUUAGGAAAUCCAAGUAAAGUAACCACUGUCGAUCGUUUUCAAGGUCAGCAAAACGAUUAUGUACUAGUUUCAUUAGUACGUACACGUACUGUUGGUCAUUUACGUGAUGUUCGCCGUUUAAUUGUUGCUUUAUCACGUGCCAGGCUUGGAUUGUAUAUAUUUGCUAGAAUUGAACAAUUUGCCAAUUGUCCAGAAUUAAAACCUGCUUUUGAUUUACUUUUAAAUCGUACAUCUGAUGAAAGUAAACAAAUGAAACCGACUGAGCUACACCUAACACCAUGGGAAGUAUGGAUUGAUCCCCGUAGUCCAACGGUACUGAAAGGACAACAUCGUCUACAAACUGAUCAUAAUCUUAAUCAACCACCUUUGAUCAUUAAAGAUAUGCCACAAAUGAGCAAUUAUGUUCGUGAAUUAUACGAUCAAAAAUUGCAAUAUUUAAUGACUCAAUUACAAAAACAACAACACGUACAGAAUAAAACGAUAACGGUAGCGACUUCUGGUACUACUACUACUAUUGCUGCUGCCGCUACUACUACUACUACUACUACUACUGUUAACUCAAAAGAAAUUACUAUCGGCAAUGAUUCACCGUCUAGUUUAUCCAUUUCAAGCACAGAUUUAAAUAAAUUACCUCAAGAACAACAGCAACGGCCGGAGUCGGCUACUACCGAAAAUAAUCAUAGUGGUGAUGUUAUGGGUAUCAGUCAAGGAUCAGUCCAUACUGCUAGUCUUAUGUUGAUUGAUAAUGAUGACGCCUCUGGAGUUUCUAUCAGUACUCCUACUACUACUCCUACCAUCAACACAGAUGAAGCGAACGCUGAUAAUUCUGUGGAAAUGGCAGAUACUAAUUAAUAUUUUCAAUGUUUAGUAAUGUCUCACUAUGCUUUUAUUAUAUUGAAUGUAUAGAAUAAAUUUUUUCAUUUAAUUCA
Molecule: messenger RNA, 7843 nt
Organism: Schistosoma guineensis
Lineage: Eukaryota; Metazoa; Platyhelminthes; Trematoda; Strigeidida; Schistosomatidae
Source: the annotation of a GenBank genome assembly